Gallus gallus (chicken) is the source of this 5499-nucleotide messenger RNA. It is a transcript of the gene QPCT, whose product is annotated as glutaminyl-peptide cyclotransferase. The record is from RefSeq and is a predicted model, not a curated record. Gene Ontology annotation, molecular function: zinc ion binding; glutaminyl-peptide cyclotransferase activity. NCBI's taxonomy places the organism in Eukaryota, Metazoa, Chordata, Aves, Galliformes, Phasianidae. The coding region runs from base 2831 to 3895 and encodes 354 amino acids. The transcript is spliced from 7 exons.
GCCACAGAGCUGGGGAUGGCGGGGCUGGCCGGGGUGCUCUGCCUCGCCGCCGCCGCCGCCUGCCUGCUCCCGGCACAGGGGCGGGAGAGCGACGCGGGAUGGACUCAGCAGAAGGUGGGUCGGGUCGGGCCGCGCCGGGCCGCCGUGGUCUUCCGCCGCCUCGCGGAUCUGUCCUUUGUCCCUCGGCCCGCUGCCGGGGGCACUGCGCCGCGCCGGGCGAGGUGGGCGCAGGUGAGGGGUGGCGGCUGCUCCCGCUCCGGGUACCGACGGCCGGGGGGGCGGGAGCAGCUCGGCGCCGCGGCAGGGGCUGCAGCUCCCGGAGCCCCGUCAGACCUAACGCCGCUAUGGAGACAACGAGCAGCGCUUCCCGAGGGGAUUCACGUUGAGCUAGCAAAAAGAGGAUGGGGUUGAGAUGAUGGCUACUGCAUAAGUAUUUUUGAAAGGAUACGGUAUUUUAAUGUCGUGUAGGGACCACACUGUAUUAUUCUUCAUUUAAAACGCUGUGUGAAGUUGUGGGGAAAAAAAAGUCCUGAGAUAAUGCUUAAGGAAACAACGUGUGGCAAAGCCUCUGUUUCCCUGUGCAGCUCUCUGUGGCUGAUUACGAAAUGCCAGCAUAGCUUCUUAAUGAACCAAAUCACAUGGAACACAGCUGAUUGCAGAACAGUGACUUCCACUGAAUUACAAAGCAUUCAUGAAUUUCAAAAAGAAAAAUGAUAGAAUCACAGAAUCACAUUCCUUUAGGCCCCACUGCUGGGCAUCAGUAGGAGAGCUGCACUCGGUGCUCACCUGGAACUGUGGAGCCCCACUGACCCCAUGUGGUGCUCUCUGUGCCCCUCAGGCAGAGCCAGGACAACCUUCAUGCAUUCCCAGUCGCUGCCAUUCAGUCCUUGUUCACUUUCCCCUUGAUAUCAUUCACUGCCCAUUCAACAGAGGCUGUGGGUUUUAAUUUUGAAAAUCAGGAGAAAUGUUGUCAUUCUGUUCUACUCCUGUUCUCUUUCUGUGUAUAUAUUUAUAUACACAGUUAUAUAUACAUAUAACGUCUAUCUAAUACACAGAAUCUACAUUCCUAAAGUAGGUGCUAAAAUCCCUAUGUAUGUGUGCAUGUAGGACCGUGUAAGUGAGGCAGACCCUCAGCUGUGGCAGUCAGCACACAGCUGUGCAGCCCCAGUGCUCCCUUUGCAGCCCCCUCAGCCACAGUUGCACACUCUGCACCUCAUUUUACCCCAACCCUCCAAGCUGCUUCCUCAUGAUGUAACCAACCACAGAACCACAGCACUCGAACUCCUCAGCCCCAGCAGGCGCCCACCAGGAACCGCUUCCUCUUUCUCAUCAGAUUCUCGUCCCUUGACAACUUCUGCUCCUUCCCCCCCUGAAGGGAAGCAUGAGCCAAAAGCUGGAUGUCUCAGGAGUGCACAGCCCACUCCCUCCUGCUGUCACAGGGAGGAGAAACCAGGUCCUAAACUUAGCAGCUCUCAGAAGAAAGCUUUCAUUGGCACUGAGACGGAAGGUACUCAAAUCAGCAGGAUAAGCAUGGGCUGCUGGUAGAAGCUGAAGUCUCGCCAUUUGUGCAGCUUAGCGCAGAAGGCUCAGCGGCAGCCCUGCCAUGAACACACUGCUCUGCCACAAACAGCAGCAAACACAGACUGAGCCAUCCCGAGGAAUGAGCCACCGACACGCUUUGCUCCAUUCCUCUUUUACUUCAGUAAAAGAAGAGCCUUUGUAAAACUUUCAAUUCCCAGAUUUUAACAUGUUUUUACUAUUAUGAGUAGGAAUGUAUUCCUUUCUUCUGAAGCAUUUUCACACCUGUACUAUAACAAAAACGUUUCUUUAGAAAGUGAUUCCAUGACCCCAGCUAUCGGAGAAGCUCUGCUGUUACUGAGCAUCCUCACCGAGUCCUUUACUUCUUCAGCUGUCCUUCCGUCUCCUAAAGCAUGCAGUUCUACUUUCCCUCUCUCCUCCUAAGCAGAGCAGUUCUGACAACAUUUCUCGCCCUUGCCUUUUCUAUGUAUGUGGAAAGGUCCUCACACAAAUAACAGCUGGGAAAUUGGAAUGAGGAGAAUUAAAUGCUUAGUGUACAGUCAAGUCCAGAAAACAUCUGUGCUGGUGCCUACUUUGCUCAGCACAAACUAAGGAAGGAGGAAAGGUGACAAAUUGUGAGACAACUUUCUUUCUUUAAAACCAUAUUUGUCUGUCAGGGUAAUUAAGAUAAAAGGCGAUUACAGGAACUGCAGAAGGUCGCAAGGUCAGCAUGCUUUGCUGACCAGGUAAGGAAUGAGUUUCUGCAGUCAUUGUAGGCAGAGAUUAAACGAUGCAUCUGAGGAAGCAGGGAAGGAAGAGGAAUGAUUUUUUUAAACUUUUUUGGUUAACACAUUCAGUGCUGAAGUGAGAGUAAAUGCAUCUAAGAACACAUCAGCUCAGUGCACCAGCAGCCCAAUAGCAACUCCACAAUCAAGCAUUUGUAAGACAGGAAAAGAAUAAAAUAGAAAAUACCAGCACUAUAAGCUGUGGUUCUCUCCUGCUCCUGUUUCUCUGUCUUUCAUUUUCUGAAGAAGGGAUAAGGUACACAGGGCAGACUGAAGGACGGCAAGUUUCAUCAACCCUGUGUGGCAGUUCUGAGCAAAGCGUGAGUGAACACAGCAGGGUAUUUCACUGGGAGAGGGGACCAGAAGGAAUUCCCUAUGACAGAAACAUGGAAUGGGUAGGAUACAAAUAUCCUAUGAUAGUACCUAUCAUGUUUACCUAUAGAACCAGGAGUGGCUCAGGAAGUUCCUGAGAAGACAACGGCUGAAAUCUGAGUAGGUUCAAACCUGGUGCCCAAAGAGCACUUGAAAUGUCCUUGGAUUUCCUGCCUGGCAUUCACCUGUUGCUCCAGGACAUCAUAAAGCUCAUCCCUGAUGGAUUUGCCUGCCCCAUGAAGAUGCAACAGUAUUCUCACCAACCGAGUAUUUUACACCCUGAUGCUAUCCGAAAUGUUGCAGAAAAAACAGAUGUUACUGAAAUGUGGGAGAAUGAUUUGCGCCCCAUCCUGAUAGAAAGAUACCCAGGGUCACCAGGAAACCACGCCGUACGGCAGCACAUCAAGGAGCGCCUUCAAAGACUCCAGGCUGGUUGGGAAAUCGAAGAAGAUACCUUUCAGAAGUACACACCCUAUGGAUAUCAAACAUUUUCAAAUAUCAUCAGCACUCUCAACCCCUCUGCAAAGCGCCACCUGGUCCUCGCUUGCCACUACGACUCAAAGUUCUUUGGCCCACAGUGGCAUGGAAGAGUGUUUGUGGGAGCAACCGACUCUGCUGUGCCCUGUGCCAUGAUGCUGGAGCUGGCACGUGCCCUGGACAAUAAGCUUCAGUCCAUCCAGACAAGCUCAUCAUCAAGACCUGACCUUUCACUUCAGCUUAUCUUUUUUGAUGGAGAAGAAGCUUUUGUCCGGUGGUCCCCCUCUGAUUCCCUCUAUGGGUCUCAACACUUGGCUCAAAAAAUGGUAUCUACUCCACAUCCACCGGGUUCAACCACCACAAAUCAACUCCAGGGCAUGGACCUGCUGGUACUACUGGAUUUAAUUGGUGCAUCAAACCCUGUCUUUCCCAAUUACUUUCCAAACACUAGCCGAUGGUUUCAGAGGCUUCAAGCAAUUGAGCAGAAGCUACACAGCAUGAAUCUGUUGAAGAACCACCUUGAUGAAACACAGUAUUUCCAGAAUAAUGUACAUCGAGGCUUGGUUGAAGAUGACCACGUUCCAUUUUUAUUGAGAGGGGUUCCAGUCCUACAUCUGAUCCCGUCCCCUUUUCCUGAAGUUUGGCACACUAUGGAGGACACUGAAGAAAACCUCGACCAAACCACUAUUGAAAACCUCAGCAAAAUCCUCCAGGUGUUUGUACUGGAAUAUCUAAACCUGUGACACGUUGGCUGCAAAUCUUACUUCAUUUUAAAUGUUUGCUCACCUUCGCUUCUGUUAUUUAAUUACAUCAGGGAGCACCGAAGCAAAGCAAAAUAUGGCAGUAGCUCUUGUUACACUGAUUACUGAUUCGGUUGUUCCUGGCUCAACAUUCCAUAGAAAGAAAUAAAAGAUGGCAUUAAAUAAGAACUUGUUUCAGCCCAGAAAUAAUUUGACCUUUCAAUGUCUUACCUCUGAAUAAACCCAAAUAAAAUUCCAGAGUUUUCCCCCAUAGUUCUCACUGUUUUUAUGUCACACAUUAAGAUCCCAGUAGGGGAUGCCUCCACAUGUGUUCAACUCCAAUUUUUUACAAGGUGUUACCAACUUUGGCAGUCUUCAGCAACGGAAAUUUUUUAACACGUUAUCAAAAAAAGGCACAAAUCACAUUAAAACAAGCUUUGCUCUGGGCUGAACCAAAUCACGUGAUCAUGAAAUCAGCUGCUAGAAGUCCUGACAUGCAAUAGACAUUUGUUACUCUCUCUGUUCUCUUCCCUCCUCCCCUUAAGGGGGAGGCUGCAGGGCCACCAGGAAACAAAAACAUGGCACGAAAUCAAUUCUCUCCCAGUUGUUUCUGGAUACUUUUUGAUGGAGAAGCGUGGUGGGAAGCGAGAGCGGCAGGAAGGGCUGUGGAGGCUUCCACUGUGCUUCAGCUGCAUAGAGAAUAGGCGCUAUGUGGGAGCAAUGACCAAACACAGCAUUCAUGCACCUCAGAAUCAUUCACAGUUUGACCCAAAAUACAAGGAAAAUUGUUUGUAAUACAGCUUACAUCAGAAGUAGCCGUACUAUGAACGUGAUCAUUUUAGAAACUGCAGUUUUAUGUAGGAAUCAUUUUAAAAGCAAAGUGCUAUCUAUGAAAACGGAAGUAAGUACAGCAGUGAGAAGACGACAUCAAAAAGCCAGGAAUCUAUCAGAUAAAGAUACUCACCAUUCUAACAACCCUGCACUCGUAUGUUUCUUACUGGAAUUGUUCAAUACCUUUAGGGUAGCACUAUGGCAGCACAAAUCUACCUGCAAUGCCAUCAGUUAACAGAAGAAGCCAGAACAGCAGUAUUCAAAAGCUACAUACAGGAUUACGGUUUCCUGUGGGGAGAAGAUGAGGAGAUCUGAAAAUAAAAAAAGAAAAUCAAACACUAUAAUAAGAAUUAAUUAGCUAAGCUGGUAGAUGAUGAAGUCAGUAUUUGCCUGUUUCGAACUUCCACCAUUAGAAAGUUCUAUACUGGACAUAGAGAUUUAGAAAAGGAAAUAAAUAAGCUGUGAAGCUAUAGGCACAUCAGACGUGGUUUCUGUUUUAGUAUUUUACCAUUUUCCUAAAGCAAAGAUUUCUGAAUCUAAGCAAAAUAUUUACAAACAUAUUUUAAAGUUUCAAUAGAAACUUGUAUUUACAGCAAUGCACAUUUGUUAAAUGCUACUAUUACACAACGGCCUGAAAAUGAAAGUUGAUCUGUCUUUGGUGCUUGAGAUAAAACAAAAAAAGCAUUUCGUUUCCCAUCUUUUUACUGUUUGUGAGAAAUGUUUCUUCUGUGUGUGAAAGUUCCAAAGUAGAACACAAAUAAAGUUCUAAAAAUGGG